UUGCGAAAACAUUGAAAACGGAUUGUGCAAGUAAACAGGUAGAAUUUAAAUAGAGGAAGAGGAAGAAAAUGAGUGGGAGGGGGCGGAAGGUUGUACGCAAAGAGACUGGCAGCACCGGCGCUUCAAGAAACAUAGCCCCGCGCCUCUGCUCACGGUCCUGUAACGCUUGUGCCAGUUUUCUUUCGCAAGGGCUCCAGAGAAGAAGCAGAAGGGGGAUUGCGCAGGAGGUCGAAACGAAAGAAUUUUGUACCCGAUUUCGGGGUUCGGACCGCAUUUUGUGCGGAACACGGAAAACUGUUGCGCGACGUAGUAGUAGAAAUUCAAUGGCCGAAAAGUCAGGAAAGACAGCGUGGUUUGGAGACGCGCAUCGGAAAAUAGGUUCGAUUUGGCGGACAUAAGAAGAAAGAAGGAGGUAGGAGAGAGGUAUAUAGAGGAAAGAAGAAGAAAAAGAAAAAGAGAGGUGCGUGAGAGGACGCGUCGUCGUGUGUCGUCGUGCGGUGAGAGGUGAGGCGACGGCGGCGUGGUGAAAGCUUGAACUAGAGAAAAAUUCGGCGGUAACCGGUAGCAAAGUAAAGCUACCAAGGUGUUCCGAAGUGCAGCAGCAGCGGCUCAGGAUGCUGCCCGACGGAGCAAGAAGAUGGCCGUGAUCGGCGAGCAGAGGUAUUACACGGCGGUCCGUGCGAACGCGUACACGGAGUUUUCGUGUCGUAGGUGCGAGGCGAUACGUUCAGCGACGACAGCUACGUCGCCGUCCUCCUCGUCCUCGUCGUCCUCGACUGUAUCUUCCCGUCAUCGCCGACAGAGGAAACAGCUACACUCUGUACAGUUAGCUAUGUCCUCUUCACGAGGUAGCGGCCCGGAAUCGGGAGAACUGAGCGAUUCUGAGGACGGUUAUUUGGAUACAGAUCCGUUGAGGUAUGAGUUGAGAAAUAUACAAAAUGUGAUACACGUCACUCGACAAAACAUUGACGCUCUAAACAAUCGGUUUGCUGGAUUCCAACAUCCACCAUCGAUAUAUUUAAAUGAAUAUCAAGAGUUAACUAGCAAGUUGCAUGAUUUAGAAUCUAAGGAACAGAAGCUCAAUGAAUUGUUGAACGCUGGUCGAGUAUCUGGUAGUGCUUCCACGUCAGAGAGUGAAUCUCGUGAUGCUAAUACAUCUGCAUCGAGAGGUCAAAGAACUCCAAUGAAAUCUCUGCUCAGGGCAUAUUUACCUAAUCAACAGCGUACAAGUGUACAGGUUCGUGAAGGACUUUCGUUAAGAGAUGCACUUGCCAAAGCGAUGAAAUUAAGGAAUUUGACCACGGAAAUGUGCGUUGUAUAUAUUUUGGGUACAGACAACUCGAAAUAUCUUACUUCUUGGGAUACAGACAUCUCGUUGCUUGACUGCGACGAAAUAUCUGUGGAAAUUUUGGAUAAGUUUCCAAUAACUACUUCCAUUUCUCAUAACUUUGUGCGCAAGACUUUCUUCUCACUAGCAUUUUGUGAAUGUUGUAGAAAACUCCUUUUUCAAGGCUUUUACUGUAGAACAUGCAAUUAUCGAUUUCAUCAAAGAUGUGCUGGUGGUGUACCUGCUUUGUGUCACCAAGUACGUAUGCAGGAUGCUUAUUACCAAGCAUUACUAGCACACAACCUUGAAAGUACCGCUGGGAUAUUGCAACUUCCUUCAGGAUAUGGAUUAAGUAGAAGCAUGUCCCCGUCUCUGGCUCCAUCGAGAAGCCAGAGGCAUCCUCGUUCUUUGGGACAGCAAGAUCGUUCCAGCUCUGCGCCUAAUGUUUGUUUCAAUAUGGUGAAACCAAGCGGAGAAUCUGCUAACUUAGACGAAUACAGUAGAUCUCAGAGUUUAGGUCGUCCCAUUGGUAUCACGCAAAGUGCAGUAUCGCCAGGUAGUAGCCCAACGAAACAUAGUCAGUCAACACAGGCUAGUCCUACUAGUACUUUAAGGCCGAAAAGACCAAGAGCAAGAUCAGCCGAUGAAUCAUCCAAAAAUCUUUUAGCACCUAGAGAAUCUAUAGAGGAUUGGGAAAUUCCAGCUGAUGAAAUCUUAAUUGGAGCUCGCAUUGGAUCAGGUUCUUUUGGAACAGUAUACAAAGCUCAUUGGCAUGGUCCUGUAGCUGUAAAGACGCUUAAUGUCAAAAUACCUACUGCUGCUCAGUUACAAGCAUUUAAAAAUGAAGUUGCAGUUUUACGUAAGACACGGCAUGUAAAUAUCCUUUUGUUCAUGGGAUGCGUUAGCAAACCACAACUGGCUAUCGUUACCCAAUGGUGCGAAGGUUCUUCUCUGUAUAAACAUUUACAUGUAUUCGAGACAAAGUUUGAUUUAUUCACACUGAUAGAAAUUGGAAGACAAACUGCACAGGGCAUGGAUUAUCUACAUGCAAAAAAUAUCAUUCACAGAGAUUUAAAGAGUAACAAUAUAUUUCUGCACGACGAUCUUACUGUAAAAAUUGGAGAUUUUGGCUUGGCCACAGCAAAAACUAGAUGGUCCGGUUCUCAACAAUUCCAUCAACCAACCGGAUCUAUCCUCUGGAUGGCACCAGAAGUCAUAAGAAUGCAAGAAGAAAAUCCAUACAGUUUUCAAUCUGACGUUUACGCAUUUGGCGUUGUUUUAUUUGAAUUACUAUCCGGUCAAUUACCAUAUUCGCAUGUUAAUAACAAGGAUCAGAUAUUAUUUAUGGUUGGACGUGGAAAUUUACGUCCGGAUUUAAAUAAAUUGCGUUCAGAUACUCCCAAGGCACUGAAGAGACUGACAGAAGAUUGCAUCAAAUUUUCUAGGGAGGAUAGACCAAUAUUUCGUCAAAUUUUAGCUAAUUUAGAAGGUCUUUCACGAGGAUUACCUAAAAUAACGAGAUCAGCAUCUGAACCAAACUUAAAUAGGACGCAGCUACAAUCAGAUGAUUUUGUAUACACUUGUGCUUCGCCAAAAACUCCAGUGAAUUUUCAGUUUGGAGCAUUUUCCUUUUAUCCUUCCGGUGGGAACAUAUAAAAGUAUUACCCGAAGUAACGAGUCUGAUGCAAUUUGCAUAAAAUUAAAAAUAUUCAAAAAAAAAAAAAAAAUGGAAACGAAAUCGUAAUAAACUUAGCUAUGAACAAUCUACGCGAUUCUUUACAACUACACUUUGACUGUGUUGCAACUGUUCGUUCGAUGUAGAAUGUGAUUAUACAAUACUUAAUUCAACUAAUAUAAAAAGGAAAAAAAAUAUAAGGACACAAAAAUUCAUCUUAUUAAUUGACGUAUCCGAUGUAUUUCAUGGCAAGAACGCAUAUGUAGCUUUUACCUUUACAUACUUACCAAGUAUCUAUGAAAAAAGGACAUUUAUUUAACGAGUUAUUGUUCGCGUGCAUAAACGCGUAUUUGUAAACAAGUGUAUACACGUACGAACGAGCGCACGUGUACGCGUGUUGGUGUAGAGGUCUGUACUUUCGUGGAAUCCUUAUGAAGGAUGUAAAAAUUAAGUAAGUAAUAGAAGUAACGGCAUUUAAAUCUACGUGGGCCGUCAUUUGCUGUGAAGUAUUUUUGCAAACGCCGAAGUGAUUUUUGUACCUACUUCCUUCAUGUAUUGUCUUCAACAUGCUCACAUAAGAAUUGUUCCUUUUCAUAUAACUUAUAAUUUAUAGUUUAAUGUUAGUAUGUACAUAAGUUUCGUUGAAAUUAUCGGAAAUUUGCGCAUAUUGUUUUUUAAAAAGAGCGAAAUGUAGACACUCUAAAUACAGAUUAACUAGAUAUCCUGUAGUAAUAGAUAUUUUACAACGAUUACCUCUUUUUUUGUAGUAAUUGUUUUCUAUAAUAAUAAUCAUAUUUGACUGAUUUUUUGUACGCAGUAAAUUUUUUUUCUACGAAAAAGAUUCUUUUGGUCCAACGAUACCAAAAGGUUGUACUGUAUUAAAAAAAAAAAGAACAUGAAAAAAAUGACAAAUCAAAUUGAAAGUCAAAUAAAAAGUGAUAUGUAUACUUGGCCUUUACUUUAAGACUUCAUCGAUAUUAUAGACUAUAAUAAAUCAUUCUCGCGAGUCAUUUGUUUUGGCUUGAUUUGGAGCAUCGUUACGAAUCAAGGCCUAAAGGAUCAUUUACACUCAUCGACGGUAAAAAGAGGAAGUAAUAUCGUGUUGCAACAUAGAUUGAACAAGUUAUCGACUAACUUCCAUUUCUUUUUCCUAACUUUGUAGUCGACUGUUGUUCCUUGCAUUUUAAUAUUUAUUCAUUUUUACUAUUACUCUUUUUCUUUUGUAAGUUUUUUUUCACUGUAUUUGAGGCUCAUAAUGCAGGAAGGGGCGCGAACUUCACUUCGAAGUGAUGAAUUCGUAAAGUAUUUGUUACAUAGCAUUAAAGACUUUCAGUUUUACGAGGUAAUCGAAACUUUUGUUAUGACCAAACGUGUUUCAGAUAACGGCCCGAUCAACAGUAAAUAAUCAUAUAGGGGAAACGUAUAUGCGGAUUGCGAGUAUACAGAGGUAUACAGCGAAAAAGAAAAUAAUAGAGUGAACUUUUCGACUUGCGUAUCGUAUAAUUUUGGGGGAACGCGCAGUAGCGAAAAAGAGAAAUUAGUGAAACUUUAUUCGAUGGGCGUCUGAAGCACGCUUACGCGAUCGAUGAUAAACCAUACCGACUACGUAACAUUUUGCAUCAUUGAUUCGCGGGCGUAUCCUAAAAUUUAACAUCGAUGCGACACUCGUCAAACCGUGACAUGUUUCCGAAACAUAUAAAAGGCCUAAGAGGAAAUCUUCGAAAUUUCACUAGUUAAAACAAGUGAUAUCUUGUUUCUAAAGCACGUGGUAUCCCGAUUUACUAUUUAUUUAUUUAUGUAUAAUCCAAGUGUGAUGAAAUACAAUUAAAAAGCAACAAAAAAAAAAAGAAAAAGAGGAAAAAUACUAAUAAAUAAGUGCUGGAUUUUAACAUUUUGUCGAGAGUGCAUGAUUGCGAGGAACAGUGAAUAUGUGAAUCAUAGGAAAAGAGAAAACGUGUUCAAGUGUGCAAGAGAGCGAGAAAAAGAGAGAAUGUAUGUAAAAACGACGAUGAGGACGGAACGAAAAUUACCGAUGAACACGUUCACCGGAAUAAAGGAACGCACUUGUCAUUGUUAAUGACGCUUUCUCGUAACAGGGAAAUAGCGAAUCGCGAAACAUAAUUAAUGAUGUUACAAAAAUAUUAUUAAAUGGAAAAAAAAGAGAUAUGUAAAAGAGGAGGAUGUCGUGCAAGGUGCGGGGGAUAGCUCUUUUUAAAUGGCUUUCCGAGAUCUUUUAUAGUGCAAUUUUCUAGAUAUGAUAAAACCUUCGAGUGAUACGAAUGGAUCCUCUACGAUGUACAAUGGUUAGGCUGUAUAAUAUAUAGAAGUAAAAAACCUAUUCCUGCAUUUUUUACUUGCGUUUUACACUUUAAACCAUUUUGUUCUUGUGAUACGAUAUAACUUGAAUUAGGUCUUGACGAAGUGUGCUAAUAUUUAACCAAUGAUGUAAAAUACUCUCUUUUUUUCUUUAAUUUUAGUUUUUACACUUUAAUUUAUUGCGAAGACUAGUAAGAUAGUAUGAAUAAAAAGUGUUUAUUUAGAUAUGUGUAAUGUGUAACACACGUGAACAGAUGAUGAAUACAAAGACAAGAGAAAGCAAACAGUAGAAUUUGCGACCCUCGCGCUCUGCGUCCUCCUUAAUCAAUCUUCCUGUAUGUCACUAUCAAAUUUUAGAAUAUUAUUUUCUCGGAAGACAUUCCUCUGUAUAUUGCUUUAAUGUAUAUCGUACAUGUAGAAGGGUUUGUAUGCGGUUGCAGAUUAUCGAAUGUGUUUUUGUGUCGACCUGAACACCGAGAAACAUAUUACUUUAUGUACAUUUUAAAAUUAACGGGAGUUGGCUCUUCGAAGCGUAGAAUCAAAUCGGAAGUGACGAAAGCGAUAAGCGAAACUGGCUUAAAAACGUUCAAAAUGAACGAUCUAAUUUAAAUUAUCUAGCGUUUGCAAAGAACGGAACGAAAAAGAACGUUAAAGAAAAGAAAUGAAACAGCUCUUGAUCUACGAAUCUUCUUAGAGUUAACUUUAACACGUCAAUGAAAUUUCUGAUUUUGAUUGAUCCAAAAGAUCGACGAGGUUAGUUUUGAACAAAGUGGAACUUCUCCACUUUCAGAAAUAUGUCUUGUAUAUCGGCAUUGUUAACUGUGUUAUGCAUAAGUGAAUUAUCGAACAUUUUGCUCUCUUCGAAUUCUACUACGAAUCUCAAUCGGGUUUGACACGAAAAAACGAUCGGAUGGCAGAUUUUUCGUUUGAUUGACAGACGUCGCAUGGCACGUAUUGUAAUAGGAUUUCGGCUUCGUUUUCGUCAUAUUAUGCUGAAGCUGCUAUCGAGUGAAAUGUAUGUCUUGUAACGAGAUAGCGUGGCUGAGAUUCGAGAUACUUAAUGCGAUCGAUCGUGACGAUCGAUUGAUCAUUGUAUUCAACCGAAGAAGCUGGCAAAAAAAUGAAAAAAAAAAAAAAAAAAAGAAAAGAAGCAAAAAUAAAAAGUUGAUUCUUCAUGUAAUAA
Messenger RNA from Bombus huntii, 6501 nucleotides. It is a transcript of the gene Raf, whose product is annotated as raf homolog serine/threonine-protein kinase Raf. The transcript has a single exon. Gene Ontology annotation, biological process: protein phosphorylation; signal transduction. Bases 638 to 2983 code for a protein of 781 amino acids. Lineage: Eukaryota; Metazoa; Arthropoda; Insecta; Hymenoptera; Apidae. The record is from RefSeq and is a predicted model, not a curated record. Gene Ontology annotation, molecular function: protein kinase activity; ATP binding.